AGGAAUAAGAAUAGAGAGAAAAACGAGCCAUAGAGAGGGGCAGAUCAAGAUGGCGGCCCCCAUGGCAAGGUUGUUUACAUUGAGUCCUUUACCCAAAACACCGCUUUAUUAUGGCCUUCAGACACAGAGCCCAGCAGUAGCAGUGGCAGCGUGGUGCGGCCUACACACCUCUGCCGUCACGCAUAAGUACCCCAACUGGAAGAUGAUCAAGGAGGUGAAGAACCGCAAGGCCGUGAAGGAGUUUGCAUUCCAGCGCGUCAACAUCAAUGCGCUCCGGAAGAACAACAUCCUGCCCCCGGAACUGCAGGAGCUAGCCGACCAGGAGAUCGCUGCCCUGCCCAGGAACUCCAGCAUCUCGCAGCUACACAAGCGCUGUAUGCUGACCUCCCGACCCAGGGGCCUUGUGACCAGAUGGCGCCUCUCCCGCAUGGUUUGGAGACAUGAGGCUGACUACAACAAGCUGUCCGGCAUCCAGCGAGCUAUGUGGUGAUGCGCCAGGCAAGUCGCUGCCACUUGGGGAAAAAAUGUAUUUGUCGCGUUUUCUGAGAAUCGGGAAAAUAUUGAAAGGAAGACAAAGGUUGGAAUGGAAACAAAUCGUGGUUUUAUUGUUACAUAGAGGAAGAUUAGAAAAGAAAAGGGAAGUUAUACAUGUACAUAGAAUUUCAUAAGUGUUGCCAGUCCAUUUUAUUCUACACAGUGGUAUGUUAAAAUUAUCACACCCACACAAAGAACUUUUUAAUUGUGUUCCUUUAAUUGCUAAUAUAUUUUAAACAUGUGGAGAGCGAUACUGAAACUUAAUUAUCGCAUUUUGAAGUAAUUGUGUCUUAUUUGGCAUUGCUGAGUUUCAUAAGUGGUCUUCUCUCAUAUCAAAAGUAAACAGAAUCUUGAUAGCCUUGUGGAAUGAUACAUAAAAAGAAGAUAUACUUAUAAUGACGAUAAAGCACUUUGAAGUAAUUAUGUCUUUAUUUGGUAUUGCUGAGAUUCAUAAGUGAUCUUCCCUGAUAACAAAAGUAAACAGAAUCUUAAUAUCCUUGUGGAAUGAUGUGUAAAAUGAAGAUAUACUUAUAAUGACGAUAAAGCAUUUUGAAGUAAUUGUCUUUAUUUGGUAUUGCUGAGAUUCAUAAGUGGUCUUCCCUGAUAUCAAAAGUAAACAAUCUUGAUAGCCUUGUGGAAUGAUAUUUAAAAUGAAGAUAUAAUGACGAUAAAGAAAAAUAAAAGGAGAAGGAGGCUUGGUUACUGUAAGAAUUGAAGCUGCAAGGAAGUUAAAAUCAUGUGUCCAGUUAACGCAACCUCCAAAUCUCGAAAAAACAUGAAGUAGUAAAUAGAAGGACAUGAUUUAAGCCAUUGGUGUUUCUUUAUAUGGUCAGGUGCAUGCAGUGGUUGGCUUCAGAGUGUGUUGAUACUUACAUAAUGAUAUUUCUCGGCGGGGUUGUAAAGAACAGUUUAGAGUUUAAGGAAUUUUUAGCAAUCCAUACUUGCUAAUUUGUAUAUGCAACUAUUUGUUUUGUUGUUUCUUAGUAAACUGUCCAAGUCAA
Eriocheir sinensis (Chinese mitten crab) is the source of this 1535-nucleotide messenger RNA. It is a transcript of the gene mRpS14, whose product is annotated as 28S ribosomal protein S14, mitochondrial-like. The record is from RefSeq and is a predicted model, not a curated record. Gene Ontology annotation, cellular component: ribosome; mitochondrial small ribosomal subunit. The coding region runs from base 50 to 490 and encodes 146 amino acids. The transcript has 5 exons. Gene Ontology annotation, biological process: translation. NCBI's taxonomy places the organism in Eukaryota, Metazoa, Arthropoda, Malacostraca, Decapoda, Varunidae. Gene Ontology annotation, molecular function: structural constituent of ribosome.